This is a messenger RNA of Girardinichthys multiradiatus, 5239 nucleotides long. RefSeq lists its product as uncharacterized. Lineage: Eukaryota; Metazoa; Chordata; Actinopteri; Cyprinodontiformes; Goodeidae. The coding region runs from base 204 to 4712 and encodes 1502 amino acids. The record is from RefSeq and is a predicted model, not a curated record. The transcript has 5 exons.
UGGCCGACUUUUAAAACGCACCGCUGCAAGAUAGGACCGACUAUGUCUACAUGUCCUGACACGGUUAAAGCACUAAAUGUCAAAUAUGCUGAGAAUUAGGAUGUUUUUGAACAGCUUUACCAAAAGUCUGAAGACUGAAAGAACGGUGGACUUUUAAAGCUUUUUAUAUAUCAAAACCUGGUAAAUAUUAUCAGCUCGAAGCAAUGGCCCUAUCCCAGAUCCAGUGCUUUGAUGAUAACCACGUCAACCCGCGGAUCCACGAGGCCAAACCGGAGUUCUUCUACUGCGAGGAGCAGCGUCUCGCGCUCGAAGCGCUCUUUCAGGAUGGUCGCGAUGCGUUCGUUAAGUACCUGGAGUCUCGCGGCCUGCGGGGUUUCCUCUCCGACCUAGAGCUGGAGACACUGACCGCCGCUCUAGAACCAUUUGACCCGCACUCGGAGCUUUUCUCGGGGGAGGCAGAGGACGAGUCGGAGCCCCUGUCGCUGCAGUACUGGCCGGAGGUCUCGGACACCUCUAUCCCGCAAAUGGACUUGGGCUGGCCUGACAGUGACUCGUACAGGGGGGUGACACGCACGUCAGUGUACACGCAGCCACCGAUGGAGGGCCAGGCCCACAUUAAAGAGGUGGUCAGAAAAAUGAUUGCACAGGCGCAGAAGAUGAUAGCAGUGGUGAUGGAUGUCUUCACUGACGUCGACAUCUUCAGAGAUCUGCUAGAUGCUGGGUUUAAAAGGAAGGUGUCUGUUUACAUCCUGCUGGAACGCACAAUGCUACCUCAUUUCCUGUCGAUGUGUCGGAGGGCCAGCAUGCAUGCCGGACACCUCAAGCAUCUUCGUGUACGCUGCACAGAUGGCACAGAGUUUUACACUCGGUACUCCACCAAGGUCACAGGGCAAAUGGGGCACAGGUUCAUGUUCAUUGAUGGAGACAAAGCUGUAUCUGGGUCAUACAGUUUCACGUGGAGGUCCUCAAGGCUGGAUAGAAAUCUCAUCACUGUUAUCACAGGCCAGGCUGUGGAUACCUUUGACCAACUGUUUCGCUUCAUGUAUAUGUCUUCUAGUUUUGUUGAGCUCCGCCAAGUCGCCACAGCACCUGAGCCUGAACCGGACACUCGACAUCAGGUUUUAUCUGUGGCUCCUCCUUCUGCUGCUAUUGCUAGAAAACUAUACAACCCCAUGUACGCCCUUGUUGCUUUAAGUAGCCCCAGCCCUGUGAACUCAAAUGGCCAUGAUAGCCCCAAAGAGCCUGAAAUUUCAGAGGACCCCAAAAAUAAGAAGAAGCGAAAGAGAAUACAUGAAGAACUCCCACAGAAUGCUCCUCCUCUCCAUCCCGGACUAAUAAAUCUAGAGAAAGCAAACUUAAUCUCAUACCUGCCCAUCUGGCCAGAACCUGAUCCACCAAGGGAUGUGAUAGGGUUCAUUAAUAUUCGGGAUUCUAAGAAAACAGCUCAAGUUCAUCUGCAACGCUCUGAGAUGUUUGAAACCAGCCAAGCAAUUAAGUUUAGCUGUACAAUCAGCAAUCCACAGGAAACUUUGCCAGAGGUCGCAAUGCCCAGAAAAUUAACUGCACAAAGUGAAUCAAAGACUGAAAAUUUGUUAGUCGAUAAAGCAAAACCAGAACAGAAAAGUGUAGGUCUUGUUGACAACAAUAUUAAAACAGUUGCACCUGAACAAAGCUCACCUUUGUAUAGACACAAGCUAAAUUCCGAUAAGGACGAAACUAAAGUUGUCAGAACGGAGAACAAACUAUGUUCAAACAUGACCACAAGUCCAGAUUCAGGUCUACUUGAUCUUAGUCCACAGGCACGACCCCAAUCUAGCAUUAAAGCACUCACACCUAAAAAUGAACAACCUCCACAUGAAGCCCAAAUUGUCUCCACAACCACUUUGUCUGAGCCCCUCAUACUAUUUAAAUCUGUAAAAGAACCUGAAAUUCUGACUUUUUUAAAAAUACAAUGUACUUUUAUGGAUGAAACAAACACCCAGGAGUCAAACGCUGCACAAAAAUCUCAAAUGCAGAAACUAACUCAAUUAAAUACAGAAGACACAGAAGAAAAGACUAUUGUAUCACAACAAGAUUCACACACUAAUACUGUUAAUAUGCAGGUUAAAAUCUCUUCAGAAGAGUCUCGUAACUUCCAAUACCCUAGCAGACCAGUGCACAUUGCUACUUAUUCUGCUUCUACUACAGUGCUCUCAACCACAACUGACAGUUCUUGUAAUUCUCGUCCCUCUACUAGCUCACCUUCUAUUCUUUCUCACUCUACAUCAUCUUUUCCAGCAUUACCUUUACUCCCAUCCUCUUUAUCUUCUUGUAAAAGUUCUGUUGCUCUAGACUCUAAACCUCAUACUGACCAACUAUUUAAACAAGAUAGCAUCGAUAGCAAGACGGUACCAGAUAUCUCUCUUGUCAAGAGGUCUGAAACCAGUUUAGGACAACAAAUUGUUGAUGAUGUGUCAGCUCUGGCAAGUGUGGUGCAAACAUCCCCUGUAAAACAUCUUGAGAGUGCCCAAGAACUGCACAAGAACAGUGUCAGUAAAACAGGAGAUCAAAAACACACAGAGAACACAAAUAUUCCUAAAGAUGCCAAACAGGAAACAGAGACUGUCAUUUCCCAAGAGACAAAAAGUAAGGAAGCUGAUGAAAAAGACAAUGGAAGAAAAGGCGUGCAGUCCAUCACUGCAAUCCAAGUAGAAACAAAGUCAGAUGUUUCGAUAAAAGAUGCACCAAAGACGACCGUUGUGAAUAUCAACGAAAUGUUACCCAAAAAUGUUGAUUCAAUGACAUAUAGAGACAGUGUAACAGGAGUAACGACAGACACCAGAAAGUCAGAUAAAACCCUGACCAACCCUGAAUUCAAAGUGACAAAUAUGAUCCAAACAUACCUCGCAAGAUGCCAUGAACCUCAAAUAAUAUCAUAUAGUAACUUUACAUUACAAGAAAUAAAUCUGGUAAAAGCUUUGGACUCUUUAACAGCUCCAGUAAAUUGUAUAUCGCACAACACUUAUGUACCCAAAGACAAGCAUUGUGACAGUAUAAAGAGUGAUGAGAAUGGACUGAGUCCGUCUAGUGAACAAGCACAAGUCCCAUCACCAGACUGCACAGACAUCACAUCAAACUCUAUAAAACAACUCACAAACACCUUUCAAGAUCAAGCUUGUAAAACACAAGCAUUUGCACAUCCCUCCAAAAAAACACUUCAUUUACACCUUUCGAAUGUGCAUGUAACAGAUUUGACUUCGCAAACCACCAGAAAAGAAUCACAAUUGCCUGCAGCUGUUGUACAGACUCCAACUCCAAAAGGGCUUCCAAAAGAGAUUCUACCUACCCCAGAUUCACGAACGACAUCACCAGACCCACGAACACCUAUACCGGAUUACAGUGAUGGUUACUUCUCACCAAGGGAGGACUCCGCUCUCUCCACCCCCUCUGAAGAGUACUUUGAAUGUAUUGAAUCUCCUUCACAUGAUCCUGUUCUUGACACAAGUGGUUAUCGCAACCAUGGGAUAAAAGAAAAUGAUAGCAUAGCCUACUCAGGUAGUCCUUUUUCAAAAGAUAUUGGGACCAGUCCUGCAGAUCUGGAUAAUAUUCCUAGUGCUGCUGCCUUAGACAGUGCAAGCCAGAGUAUUUCUUGCAAUGAAUCCAGUACUUUAGCUUGGACUGCUGGAGAUCCCUCUGCCUCUUUACGUGGGACAAAAGGGCAAAACAGGGGGUCAAGGGUCACAAAUAAAAGAAAUAGCAAAGAUGCGGCUAAAAUUGAGGUAAAAAGCUGCGACACAGGUAAAAAGAAGGCACCAGAAUACCAGAGCAAGGAAGGGACGGACAAUAAGGAGUUCAACCAAAUGCCUGGGCCUUUGAAAAAUGACAGCGAUUUAAGAGAAAUAAACUUAAAACUCAGCAAGGCCUCAGGGAGGCUGGUUGAUGGAGGCAUGACUGAUGGAGAAUCAAUGCAAAAAGAACCAAAUAGGUUGUCCACUGGUGAACCUAAACCAGAAAGGGUUUUGUCUGAGGGAAAGAACACACCUUCCGGCAUUGAAAAGCCACUGAACCAGGCUGCACCAACCCCCAGCAAUAUGGAGAUAAGACAGAGGCAGCCUACAAGGGAGACAACAGGACAUAAGUCUUUGCAUCCAUCACCCAAAUCUCAGCCACGUCAGCAGCCUGGCAGCAGAGGUCCCUCACCUUCCCGACCAUUGAAGUCCUCUAGACCCUUAUCAGGCUCCCAAGUUCAGAGUGCUCGUCCUUCGGGAAUCCGUGAUCUCAACCAGACAGAAAGCAGGGCUCUUCCAAGUAAUCUCAAAUUAUCGGUUAAUAAACCACCUUCUCGUAGAUCACAAUCCCGAUCCACCUCUCCAAUGAAAGUGGUUCCUAUUGGGGCUGCAUCUGGGAGAAAGCAAGUCUCCCAGAGCCAGCCGCGCCAGCUCGCUCGCCAGCCUCCAGCAGCCCAGAUUCGGUCAAAACCAGACUACCAGCAAAGCCAGACUGCAAAGCCACAGUCUUUUAAUCUGAAGCCUCGGGUCCACACCCAUGCCUCUACGGAAGAAGUGUCUGAACAGGCAGCUCAUGAACUGGAAGAAGCAAGGGGUCCUUUUAAUUUAUCUUUCGGCAGGUUUUACAACUUUAAAGGGCUAAGAGACAAAUGGACCAAGCUGCCAACUCAGAGCAAGAGAAGUAGCACUGGCACACCAGUAAAAGAACGUAAAAGCACAAGCUAGUGAUGUUGAUCCGUCCUCCUGUUAUCAUGUUUUAUGUUACUGAAACAUCAGACCAGAGAAUACGGAUUAAAAACCAUGAGACCAUGCUGAAAAGGGUAUCUUGAGUGGGUGUCUCCAAUUAUUUGUGAAAAUGUCAUGAUGCUUCCUUUUACAAUUCUUUUGAAAGAGUAAGACAAAUGACAGUCUGCUACUUGAGCGCCUGUCAAAACUGCUGUAAAAUUACGGGUUUGACAUCUUAUUUCACGCAUUGUUUGGUGGUGCAUGUGAAUUUGGGUUUAUUGCUCUGUUUAUAUUUUUCUGUAUAAGUAGCAAGGUUUAUUUAAUUGUGUGCUGGAGAGCUUUUUAAACUGAGCUUUCAUGUGAAGUACAGCUGUGUUUUCAACACUGAAAUGUGAUGAAAAUAAUGAACUGCCUCCUCCAACCAUGGUAAACGGUGCUUAUUCAAGCCUAAUUGUCAUGAUAGUUUUACAAGGUUUUUCCAGCUCUGACUCUACUACAGGUUUUGCAAUAAAAUGUUUGAAACAGAA